UAUGUAAAAAAAACAACCUAAGCAUUGUUCAAACACCAAGUUUUUUAAAAUGUGAAAUACCUUUGAUCUUGACUGGUUAAGACUUCAAAUUGGCAGAAGUUUUUCUCGUAGGAAAAAAACCAAGUCAUGUUUGGUUGAAGUGGGUUUUUGAACUUGUUCAACAAAUGCUUCUUCGGAAGUGGGACCAACAAUUGGCCUUUUCCCAUCUUGUAAAACCAUAUCAAAUAGUGAGCCGAAUGGUCGAUACGGGGUCUUUAAACUUCAGAGAAAUGGCCCCGACAGACAAUCGGGAAUCGCUAUCAACCAAUUUGCCAAAACCAUCGCUCUUAUAUACUGAUAGCUUACUUCCCCAAAAUGACCAUUUUCAUCUUUGACGAACCCAUCACGAGUUAUGGAGCUUCAAUGUGGUGGCAGAUUUAAUUGGCCAACGCGGCAUGGGGAUUACAAGAUGUGGACAAAAAAUUGGUAUUCGUAUGUCGAGCACAGAGUUACUAGAGUAGUUUUUCUCAGACAGCCUUUGUCAAUUUUUUCCGAGGAUAAUUUGACCUGGUCCGACGUGUUCGUUUCGUACAACUGAUUCUGGUCGGAACAACUUCCUUACAACUCCGAACCAACCGCCCAUUUUGGCCUCGAGCCAUCGGCCUUUUGAGUGCAAGCCUAACUAGAGUCCAUCCCUAUGUACAACAAACAACUCCACAUCGCUAUUUGAAUUUUCGCGCCAUUAUUCAAAAGCCUUUGCCUAGCGAUUGGCCAAAAGGGAAACAUAAAGACGACAUCGCGCUAGUUGCAAUUGGCCCUUUUUUGACUCUUGACAACCCGAUGCGAUACCGAUUGGUCGAGAAGAUCACGUGACCCAUUUUAAAAUUUGACAACCCUGCGAAUGGCGACUCAUGAAAACAAUACAUUUUUGUAGUUGUCAACUUUUUGUACGCGCUCGCUUCCCUAUACCCUAGUGCAUGCCCUAGUCCAAGAGCCCUACAAUUUUCACUCUAGCUAGUAAUUUGAAAUUAGCUGUUUUGAAAACUGAUACUACUUAUCAUUAAAUCACAUCCUCUUUUUCGGGCAAGCUUCCUCCCGAGUUGCAUUUUUUCCAAUAGAUUAACAUGGUGAAAGCCAAACAGAAGCGGAAAAGUACGGUCUGCUACGGUGACAUCUGUUCCAACAUGUCCACCUCGUACAAGGUCUUCCUUCACGUGGAGGGCGAAGAAGACGACAUCCAGAGGUUUAUCGCCUUCAAAUCCUUUGUCUGUGUCCAGAAGAAGCUGAAGGUCAUGUAUCCGUCAUGGCUCAAGGACGAAACGUUUGAAGUCACCUGGAAGGUUGACGUGAAUGACAUGGUGAACAUUGCCAAUGACGUCGACCUCAUCCUGGCUCUCACGGAGAUGUCCCUACCGCCCUACCACAUACACAUCAUGACACGUGUUGUCCAAAGCAAAAGGGCCAAGUAGACAAUCUAUCCUGGAACAAGCCAUCCAGGAGCGAGAUGCUCUGCAUCAAGACCUUGAUCGUGCCCGGGACGACAAUAACCGGGACAAAGAAGUUGACAUAGAAAAAAUCACCGCAAAUCAGGCAAAUACGCUCAAAAACAAGGCCUUACAAGUCAGUAGCUCAUUGACGGAAAUUUCCCAAUUGGACUGUUAAAGCGUUUAUGAGAGGGAGGCCACAUGCCUAAAGAACCUAUUCAGUUAUUUCCUUCACUGGGCUUUGGGACUGUUGAUGAACAAGAGUAUCUAAUAUUGAGCCGGGUUCCAUCUUUCAUGCAUUGGAAACAUUGAUUCGAUAGGUGGACCGAUUGGUCUUUCCUACUUGUUGAAGUCAUCGGAAUAAAAGACCAGAAGGUUAAUAACAUCCUCGACUGGGAUCUUUCUUCUGGCCAAAACCUAAGCAUCUUAACCCAACCUGAUAGCUCUGGUCUUAAUCAAACUCAUGUCUAGCUCGAUUGAAGCUUCGUCGAAAGGGAAAAGAUACUGAGUUGUUGUUCCCCAAGUGACUAAUUCCUUCAUCGCCGAAUGGGCUUUUUUCAGUCUCAUGUCAGUUCCUUCAAGCUCAAUGGUGCCCUUCUUCUCUAUCUCCGCAAGUCUAGCGCCCU
Tigriopus californicus is the source of this 2089-nucleotide messenger RNA. RefSeq lists its product as uncharacterized. The transcript is spliced from 2 exons. The record is from RefSeq and is a predicted model, not a curated record. NCBI's taxonomy places the organism in Eukaryota, Metazoa, Arthropoda, Copepoda, Harpacticoida, Harpacticidae. Bases 1104 to 1448 code for a protein of 114 amino acids.